GGGCGGGUUGCGGAUGCUCGCACGUGUCUGGGCCAGCGCCACGUGACGUCGCCAUACCAGCAAGCCAAGCCGCGUGUCUGCCCGCAGCUAACAGGUCUCUGAGGGGGAUGCGGCAGGCUGGAGGUGCCGAGUAGACCGGGCAGGGCAGAGCGGGCGCAUCGCGUGGGACCCGCCAGCUGUCAUGGCUCUGCAGCGCGCGCCGGCUGCUAUCGGCCUGUGUGCGCUCCUGCUGCUCGCCGCCGCCAGCGCCGUCGCAAACGCCAGGAAAGCGGAGGCGCGGCGCGACCACUGCAACAAGACGGUGGACAUCUACGAAGACGUGGCGAGUCCCGAGGUGACGGCGGAGAACGUCGGCCGGCCGAUGACGUGCUGGUACCGUUUCCGAUCAUUCCGCGGCACCCCGCGCGACUGGGUGCUGCGAAUCCGCUUCAAGAAGUUCAAGGUGGGCGUGCUCCUCAACAGCACUCACUGCCUCGGGGGAUAUAUGCAGAUUGUGGAUGGUAACGCCAAAACGGACGUAAGCAACCGGAAGGAUCCAGGAGUGUUUUGCGGUGAGACGGAACAACCACAGACGUUCAUUUCUGAGACCAGCUUCGUCAAGGUUGUGUUCCACGCGGACAACUUCACGGACCAGACCUACUUCAGCUUUGACUCACGUGCCGAGCAGCAGCUGGAAGUUUACCUGCGCUAUGGGCAGCAUCCGGAACUCUACCCCAACAGGAGAGGGGAGGUCAUACCCGGAUCCUACUGCGAGCGAGUGUUCCGCGACUGCCGCCUGCAGACGUGCUACGUGCAGUCUCCCGCCUACCCAGGCGUCUACCCCAGGGGGCUGCACUGCCGCUACCACCUUAACACGAGGCUGCCCUUCAUCAAGCUCUACAUCGAGAACGAGGAGUUCAACAUAGACGGCCAGCGCUGCGAGAACAUCAUGACCUGUCCCAUGAGGCCCAUCUCGUCGGGCGAGCGCAACUGCCCAUACGAUUACAUCAAAAUCUAUGACGGCAAGGAUGAAUCGGCUCCUGUCAUAGGCGUGUUUUGCGGCAUGGGCAAGUUCCCGUACUCCAUCAUCGGCACGUCGGAGGACCUGCUGGUGGAGUUCUCGAGCUCGGCGGCGGGCCCGCUGCUGAACACGGGCUUCCACUUCAACGUGGGCAGCUGGCCGGGCCACGUGGAGACGGCGGGCGUGCGCAACGGCACGUGCGACUGGCUGCUCAGCUCCGAGGCGCUCGCCUCAUCCGGGGACUCGGAGGGCAUCUUCCUGAGCGUGGCCCACUGGUACCCGCCGCACACCUCUUGCACCUACCUCAUGCGGGGACGCCCCGGCGAGGUCGUCCGCCUCUACUUCCCCAGUUUCAGGAUAAACCGCAUCGAAGCGCCCAUCCAGCCUUAUGAAGGUGACUGCGGGGAGUCGCUGACGCUGUACGACGCUGCGUGGGCGGACGACGCGCGCAUCAUCAAGACCUUCUGCGACACCUUCUCCAGGGCCAUGGAGAAGCACGACUUCGUCUCCACCGGGAACGCGCUCUUUGUGCGCUUCGAGAGCAAGACUGGCAGCUAUUCUGGGUCUUCGCUGUACUACUGGGCGCACUACGACUUCUUCAACGCGAGCCGCAGCGGCGAGGCGGUGCGGGGCAGCGCCUGCGACGAGGUGUUCCCCGCGUGGCGCAGCGCCUCCGGCCGCCUGCGCUCGCCCCUCAACACGCUGGUGUACAAGCGCAGCCCCGACCACCACCACAGCGUGCGCUGCCAGUACCGCUUCAUCACGGACAGGAGGCUCUUCGCCAGGGUCAUCCUCACCAUAGAGUCCAUGGGCUUCAAGGACCACCCGUACAGCGCGGUGUCGUGCACGGACUGCUGGAGCGACCGCGUGGACAAGCUGCUGGUGUGGGAGCCGGCCAGUGACGCGGCGGGUGGCAACGCGUCCGCCUCGGAGGGCGCCACCAGCCGCUGCCUGUGCCACGGGGGCGCGCAGCAGCCGCCGGUGUCGGUGGUGUCGCGCUCCGAGCGGCUGGCGCUCGAGCUGCGCGUCGACGCGGCGCACGCCGCCGUCAGCUACUUCAAGCACCCGGCGCCGCUGUUCGAGGCGCGCUACCAGUUCGUGCACGGACCACUGUGCGGGCCGCCGCUGCUCGCGCCCGCCACCGAGGGCGAGCUGCUCUUCCCGCACUAUGAGGCUCUCGGGCACGCGGAGCCGCCCCGACAGAUCCGCUGCAUAUGGGAGCUCCAGGUGCACCGGGACCGCGACAUCUGGCUGCACUUCGACAAGGUGAAGUUCGCGUCGCGCUCGUGCGAGGACGGCCACCUGCAGCUUUUCCUGCCGGGCAAGACUGAGCCCUUCCUGUCGGUGUGCGGCAGCAACGUGAGCGUGCUCAAAGAGGUGCCCAUAAUCCCGGAGGCGGACAUAAUGGCUGCGGCGACGGAGGCCGCGGAGGCGGCCGGAGCGCCGGCGUCGGGGACGGGGGCGGGGGCGGGCGGCCACCUGCCGGCGGUGCGCAUCGAGUUCGCGGGCAGCGUGUGGCCGGCGCGCACCGCCUUCAAGAUCGCGUGGACCGAGCUGUUCCACCUGCCGCGCAACCCGGACGGCUCGGUGGCGCAGGCGGGCCUGGCGGCCGGCGACUGCGCCUACCUGUGCCCCGGCGACGCCGGCUUCUGCGUGCCGUCCAGGCUCGUCUGCAACGGCGUCGUCAACUGCCCCAACGUGACCGGCGCGCUGGGGCCGCACGACGAGAACCCCGAGCUGUGCAAGCUGCGCGGCGCCGAGCAGGUGGGCUGGGCCGCCGUGGCCGUGGGCGCCGCCUGCGGGGCCGUGCUGGCCGUCUGCUGCGUCGCCGCCGUCUGCCACGUCUGCUGGUGGCGCAGCAGGCUCUCCGGACACGUCGACCUGCCCUACCGACUCUCCUAA
Molecule: messenger RNA, 2902 nt
Organism: Schistocerca nitens (vagrant locust)
Lineage: Eukaryota; Metazoa; Arthropoda; Insecta; Orthoptera; Acrididae
Product: cubilin-like
Exons: 11
Coding region: 182-2902 (906 amino acids)
Cellular component (GO): plasma membrane
Source: RefSeq, a predicted model, not a curated record